UAGCAUAAAGGGAAAAUUCUGUUACCGAGAACGAGCGGCAAUAAUUGUGGUUUGUGAGAGUUUUCCCUCACCAGUAGUUGAAAGGGGCACCAGAAAUUCUACCUGUGCCAUUAUAUAAUAACAAGUCUUUAAUGGAAGAUUUAGGGGGUACCCGGUUUGAUGGUCUCAGCAAUGCUGUGAGGAGGAAGAGGAGUCAAACUUCGCGCAGGCCUCGACCUGAUUCACAGCCUGUUUCUGAAGGUCAUGACCUGUCUCCCUUGUCAUCGACGCCACCUUCAGAGGAUGCUGGCAAGGCAUCUAGUGAUGAGAAUGCUGGUUAUGACACUAAUUCCAAGAGAAAAGAAUUCAAUCUUAAUCAUUGUGUUUCUCAGGUCUCCGCAACUACCGGAGCCGAAGAUGAUAAAUCUCACAAAAAGAGUAAAAAGGAUGGAGUGUUCCAUGCGUUUUAUAAGAAUGAGCCUGGAAGGAGUGGUUUAUAUAAUAAACGCUGUAGUGAAGGCGUUCUUGCUCCAGCUAAUUGGAAAGGUUCUAGCAAAUCGAAUGAUAGCUUGGAUUUAGAGUCAAGAAAUGCAGAUAUCUGUGGUGGAAGGAAUCCCGAGAGUCUGAGUUUGGGGCCGUUUGGUGUUUCUCAGGAUGGAUUGGGGAGUGAGAACAGGGUUAAAAAGGUUAAACUCAAGGUUGGCGGUGUGACGCGUACUAUUCAAGCUAACUCUGCAUCCAAUGGUGCUUCAGGAAGUGGAUCGACUAUGAAGAGCUCACGUUCAUCAGAUGCCUCCAGACCCCGUCAAAAGCAACAGAGUAAUUCAGAUGAUAAUAAUUCUCCUUGUGAUAAGAGGAGUGGUCUGCAAGGCGUUCCGUGGAAGGAUUUCUCAAGGGGUGGUUUUGGUCGUGGGAAGGAGGAAUCAUUGAUGGGGAAGAUAUCUGGAAAGAACGCAUCUGGUAAGCAGGGAGACAAGUCGGAACCAGUUCGUAAGAGCAAGAGAGUACCAAAGAGACGUGUGCUUGAUGACGAAUUCGGUGAUGACGACGAGGAUGAUGAGAUCCGAUACUUGGAAAAGCUGAAAACAUCAAAAGUUUCUGCAGUCUACAGAGAUGAAGAAGAAUUAAGCAAGAAACGUCGGAAACUCUCUAGUGUCUCGAAUAUGGAAAAUGCAUCCUCGUCAAGGUCAGGCAAAAAUGGUAAGAAAAGGUCUAGAUCUGAUAAAAUGUAUGAGGACACAGAUUAUGAGGACGAAGAGGAGUCGGUGUCCGAUGGUGACCUGGAGGAUAAGAAAAAGAAGAAACAGAGGAAGGAAUCUGUUGAUGUAUUGAUGGACAGUAAGAGGGAAAUGACUCUUACAACACGCCAACGGGCCCUUCAAUCAAGCAAAGAUGCCUCUGCAUCUGGUGCAAGUUUAAUUGAGUUUCCCAAUGGAUUACCACCUGCACCGCCCAGAAAGCAAAAAGAGAAGCUUUCGGAAGUGGAGCAGCAACUGAAGAAAGCUGAGGCUGCCCAGAGGCGUAAAAUGCAAGUUGAGAAGGCUGCCAGGGAAUCUGAGGAAGAAGCUAUCAGAAAAAUACUUUGUCAAGACUCCAGUAGGAAGAAGCGAGAAGAUAAAAUAAAGAAGCGCCAAGAAGAGCUGGCACAGGAGAAGGAAGCCAAUGCACGAAUGCUUGCAUCUAGCACCAUCAGAUAUGUGAUGGGUCCUACUGGGACAGUUGUGACUUUUCCUGAUGAAAUGGGGCUGCCUAGCAUAUUGAACUCCAAACCCGUCAGUUAUCCUCCACCUCGUGAGAAGUGUGCUGGUCCAUCUUGUUCGAAUCCAUAUAAGUAUCGAGAUUCAAAAUCAAAGCUUCCUCUUUGCAGUCUCCAAUGCUACAAAGCGGUCCAGGGGAAGACGGCUGAUGAAACUAUCUCUUGAUGUUGCCAAUGAUCCUCAAUCACUGGUUUCUGCCAGUUAUAUUGCACCAUUGAUGUUUUUGUCUCUGGUAGAGGCUUUAGAUUACAGAAAUUGUGCGUUGAGCUUUUGGUAGAGAGCUCAUUUUGCGGAUUGUUCAUUUGCUCUAUUAUACAUUUUUCAAUGCUGGUAUAAGAGUUUUUGCGAUAAUGGUAUUUAGUUAAUUGGAAAUGGAUAAGGCAUGGACAGACCUGUCUUAUUCUGUUUAUUUCUUUUUAUUAGCAAUACUAGCUAGAAGUCAUUUUGGCAAUACCUUGCGAUGGGGACAAUUAAAGGAACUUCUAUGAUAUACUUUCAAUGCAUGAUUACACCCUUUUAAAUAGUUGGUAGUGUAUUGUUAUUUUACUUUGGUGUUGCCAAUGAUCCUUUGUCAGCAAUAGUGGUUUAUGCUAGUUAUAUGGUACCAUCGUUAUAUAUUUUAGGUAUUUGCUUUGGGUUAGAGCAAUGGUGUUUUGAGAGCUCCUAUUGCAGAUUGCCCAUUUGCUGCAUCAUACAUAUUUUUUCAA
Molecule: messenger RNA, 2443 nt
Organism: Gastrolobium bilobum
Lineage: Eukaryota; Viridiplantae; Streptophyta; Magnoliopsida; Fabales; Fabaceae
Exons: 7
Coding region: 132-1901 (589 amino acids)
Biological process (GO): chromatin remodeling
Cellular component (GO): Ino80 complex
Source: RefSeq, a predicted model, not a curated record